UUCUCCAUGCUCUUUUUUCGUGUUUUGAACGUUACAUUUUUUGUGUUGUUACUGGUUCACUUAAGUUAUAUACCGGCUGUAACGAAAGGCUGAUCUAAAAGUGACAGAUGACACAGAAGUGAAUCACCCGCUCGGAAACAUGUCAGCUCCAACAAAACGGCGAAAACUUUACCUACAUAACAGCCAGCCUUUUGUGGUACCAGCUACAACGAAGUAUCGUCGUUCUCAACAACAGCGAAAUACAGAGGACGUUAACAACGGUGCUGGACCCUCAACUAUAUCUGUCAUUUCUGUUCAAGAAGCACCACCGGAAAGUUCGCAGUGUUCAGCUGGCGGGCAAACGUCCCUCGAAGACGACGCUGACGCAGACAACAUUCGAAAUCAACCAGAAGACGACCGAAAUCAGCCGGCCGGUGAAGACGGGAACGCGGAACAGUUCUCUGGGACAUCUUACGAUGAAGCACAGUUGUUGUCGGACAGCUUUGCGGAAUUCGGAGCUUCAACUCUUCCAAACUCUACGACGACGAAAGUAGAAGCCAUCGCAAUGAUCAUGGCGUUCGUUGUGUCUCACAACUUGCCCUGGACUGGCCUAGCUGAUCUUUUGGAGUUGAUAAAUUCAUUAUUUGGCUCCACAGUCGAUGUACUGCCACGCAGCAAGUAUCUCUUUAGAAAAAUGUGGACAUCAAAGGUUGAAGAGCUGUCAACUCAUCAUUAUUACUGUGAAGGGUGCGUAUCUACCCUGGCAGUGGAAGGCGACCAUCCAGAUAAAUUGAAAUGCACAUCAUGUUCAAAAGUAUACCGUCUAUCCGAUGUCAGAAGCAAAAACUGUUUCUUCACUAUUUUGUCGUUUAGACAUCAAGUGAAGAACAUCAUCGAACAGACCAAAGACGUCCUUUUCAAGAAUCUCCAGAAACUUCAAGAUACUGAAGCCGAUUCUGAGACCAUCACUGAUAUCACAGAUGGCACGUUGCACAAGAGAUUAAAACAUGCAGGGGUACUCCGUUGGAGUGAUUUGACAUUUACUUUCAACACUGAUGGAAGCCCCGUGUUCAGCUCAUCUCAUUCAUCUGUGUGGCCCAUACAAUUUAUCAUUAAUGAGCUCCCAGCAAGCUGUCGCUUUGCACACAACACACUAGCUGGGCUAUGGUUUGGACCUAGUCAUCCAAACAUGGCUUUGUUUUUGAAGAAGUUUGUGGAUGAUGUGAAGAAUGUGGGCGAAGUGACUUGGGAAGUUAACUCCAUGACAAUCUCUUCCCGACUGUACGCGUUAUGCUGCUGUGUCGACGCUCCUGCGCGCGCUGCAGUGCGUAACCAUGUCCUUUUCAAUGGAAACUUUGGGUGCCCGUGGUGCCUGAUGAAGCCAGAGUAUGUGUCAGGAAGCAUGAGGUAUCUUGGCACAUCUCCAUACGUUGAGCGUUCUGAGGCUGGUGUGGUACGGGACAUGGAGCUGGCCCUGCAGUUUGAUGGCCCAGUCAAUGGCAUAAAGGGACCAUCACCAGUGAUGAACCUGCCUCACUUCAACUUGGUGUGGGGAUUCACCGUAGAGUACAUGCAUGCUGUCCUUCUUGGUGUGGCACGACAGUUCACUGACCUUAUGUUUAACUCUGUCAACCAUGGCCAAGCAUUCUAUAUAGGGAGCCCAACAGAUGUUGUCAAGGUGAACAAGAGAUUACUGUCAAUUUGCCCGCCACACUGUUUCACCCGCCUUCCAAGACAAAUCAAAGAGCGUGCUUACUGGAAGGCUAGCGAGUGGCGCCAUUGGCUGCUCUACUACAGCCUUCCAUGUACGCUCAACAUCCUUCCUCAACGCCAUUGGAAACACUGGUGUCUUCUUGUAGAGGCUAUCCACCUGCUCUUGCAGGAAGAGUUACAUCCCACUUUACUUGCACGGGCCAGCACAUUGCUUCAGAAGUUUGUCUUUAUGGUCCCUUCACUCUACGAGGAACGCUUCGUGACAUUCAAUGUUCACCAAUUGCUACACCUGACAGCAACAGUACAGCACCUGGGACCCCUAUGGGCUCAUUCCGCUUUUGUGUUUGAAGAUGGAAACGGCCGUCUCACAAAGACAGUGACCGCAGCGAACGGAGUGGCCCUUCAGAUCGUCGAAAGGGUCGUGCUCCAUCAGCAGUUAAAGCUUCUGCUUAACACCCAGCAGCUGUCAGCAAGAGUGAGGGAAGUGUGCGUGGACAUGCUCCAAGACCGCUAUGUUCAAAAUUACAGCAGAGUGGAUGGAGCAGUGCUCCUCGGUGUCCCUCAGCAUGUUUGUCAAUUUAUGCCUGCUGAAGAGGAAGCCUUCAGGAAGCGGUAUGGCAGAGUCCCUAGUUCAGCAAAGGAGUUUCUCAGGGUAGUGUCGAAUGGACAGGUGCACCACAGUGUAAAGUACACAAAAGCUAAGAAGAGCAACAGCACAGUAAUUUCAACAAAGACUGAUGAGUAUUUUUCCAUUCAACGCAUACUUGAAGUGAAACACAAUGAGGGCGAUAAGUGCAUAUUACUGUGCAAGAGGUUCGUCCUCGUACAUGGUGAGAUACAGCUUCCAGCCCACAUCAAAGAGUGUUUCCUCCCAUCACACACGGAGAUAUUCGUGGUUGAGUUGUUUGACGUUCGCCAAACUUGUCUAUACAUUUUAUUUUUAUCUGAACACAAGUCUUACCUGUGUGACCUAGCAAACACUAUUGAAAGGGACUAA
This is a messenger RNA of Ornithodoros turicata, 2689 nucleotides long. RefSeq lists its product as uncharacterized. The transcript has 4 exons. Bases 140 to 2689 code for a protein of 849 amino acids. NCBI's taxonomy places the organism in Eukaryota, Metazoa, Arthropoda, Arachnida, Ixodida, Argasidae. The record is from RefSeq and is a predicted model, not a curated record.